This is a messenger RNA of Pomacea canaliculata, 5193 nucleotides long. RefSeq names its product muscarinic acetylcholine receptor gar-2-like. Gene Ontology annotation, cellular component: plasma membrane. Gene Ontology annotation, biological process: adenylate cyclase-activating adrenergic receptor signaling pathway. NCBI's taxonomy places the organism in Eukaryota, Metazoa, Mollusca, Gastropoda, Architaenioglossa, Ampullariidae. The record is from RefSeq and is a predicted model, not a curated record. Gene Ontology annotation, molecular function: G protein-coupled acetylcholine receptor activity.
CACUGAUCCAAAUCCAGUCGUUGAUGUAAAUCGUGUUUUCGUGAGAGUGGCUCAUCAAACAUGCGAUGAUCUAUUCAUGUUCUUUGAAGAUGUAUAUUAAAGCACGAGAUGCGGACAUCGUACACAUUGCAACCUGAUAGUAUGGGUUGACGUGACAGCAGGCAGUACUUCAAGGCGUCAACAUGGACGUCGCGAUCUUCACCAACAUAACAUCGUUGUUUCCCCUGGGAAACAUGUCGUCUGUGAUUCACAAUACAACGGAGGGGAGACUUGGCAACUCUUCUUCGUAUGUGUCUGACGUGGCGUCUGUGAACCAGCAGUGCGCGUGGAACCUGACCCUGAAUGACACCCUGUGUGACCUGGCGGCCACCACGGCGCAAAGUGUCAACACCACAGCAGCAUCAGAGGUGGUUGAAUCCGCACAUUCUCUGGGGAUGACAAUCUUUCUGGCCAUUUUGGCAGGCAUCGUGUCAAUAGUAACCAUCCUCGGCAACCUAACCGUGCUUCUUGCAUUCGGCUUGGAGCGCAGCAUCCGGCAGCCGACCAACUACUUUAUAGCAUCGCUGGCUGUGUCGGAUUUACUCAUUGGGACGUUUUCCAUGCCCUUGUUUACACAGUAUCUCCUUCUUUCCUUCUGGCCACUUGGCCGGCUGUGCGACCUGUGGCUUUCUCUGGACUGGACAGUGUGUCUAACAUCACAGUACACAGUCUUCUUCAUCACGAUGGACCGAUUUCUAUCCGUGAAGAUUCCUGCGAAGUACAGGAACUGGCGCACCGAGCGGAAGGUCCUGGUGAUGAUCGCCGUCACGUGGGUGCUUCCCACUGUGGUCUUCUUCACGUCUAUCAUAGGAUGGCAAUACUUCGUGGGCAAGCGCCAAGUGGCACAUGAUGCCUGCGAAGUGCAGUUCAUGUCCGACCCUUUGUUUCUAUUCAUUCUCACUAUAGGAUACUACUGGAUCACUCUCAUCGUCAUGUGUGGCCUGUACGGAGGCAUCUACAAGGUGGCCCUCAACCUGCAGCGGAAGUCCGACGCCAAGCACAAGAAGCUACAGUCCACCAUGGAGCUGGCUGCGGACCACAGCAACGUCCGGAACACCGCUUCAAACAGCAGCGACUCCACUACGCACCCCGCCAGAAACUCCAAGAAGCAGAGAUUAAAGCGAAGCCUAAAGACGGGUGACGUGGGCGGAGCAGGGAUAACUCCUGGACAAAACAACGUCACAGGCUUUGACAAGGGCGUCAACGCUUCUGCGUUCGGCGGGAAGGGCAUCCUGGGAACCGCUACCCUUGGUCGCCAUGACAGUCUGGGAGGAGGCAGCGUUGCCAGUGACGUAGCGGACAACAAGGAGGAGGAUCGAUCCUCCAGCCCUGCCUUCGCGUCAGACGAAGAGAACUCCAGCAGCGGCGCCGCAACAGGGGCAGACAAAUCGAGCAGCAAUAAAUCCCCCAAAGGCGGCGGAAAAACUCAUCCAAUCCACCAUCACAGGGUCUCGCAAAAGCGACUGGACCCCAAGUCCGGCAUUGCCGGCAUCGUCAACACCGCCAUGCUGUCGCACUCAGAUUCCCUGCAUCCCAACACCGCUUGCAAAGGUCCACGCUCGCAAGACAUCCAUUCUAACGAAAUGGUGGGAAAUCCUAUGCCCCCCUCAGGCCAGUGUCUGCGGCCAAGCCACGGAGGUCCGAACUACAGCCGCCUGGAGCCUCAACGCGAUGAAGGUGGCCAGCAGCAGGAGGUGGACAGCCUCUACUCGUCCUCUGCGUCCGACCGCCUCGAGCGGUCCACCAUUCCACUUCUAGACCCUGAGCCCACACAAGGCUGCCCCUACAUUGAUGAAAAGAGUUUCCUGGCCAUCAAACCUUCCGAAGAUACCGCGCUCAUGCCUGGGUCUGUACCGCCUGUUACCAUAACAUCAUCGGCUGACCCAACCGCGGCGGCAGAAAACGAGCGAGACUCUCCCUUGUGGAAACGGCGGAACUCGCUUCCUGUCCCCCCUUUAGCUUCCGACGUGUUCGACAUCGUUAUGGACGACGAUUUUACCGAGUACGGUGUGACGGAGGUCACUAUGACAACGACCUUAUCUUCAAAGGUCAACGGCGAAGAUGUGCCCUUCAACUCAAAACACUCGGACGAUGCGACUCAUGAUGGGAGCGGCGACCACCCGUGUCCAUCGGACCAACACCCGGACGAAGGCCACAGCCAGACUGACUCCCAGCGUCUGUCAGCCUCGAGAAGACCUCGCAAAGGCGAUGGGCGCAUCCACUCGUUCGUCAAAAGCGUUCGCUCGAGGAACAGCCGCCGGCGAAACCGUCGAGAGCGAAAGUCCAAGUCUGAAAACCGCGCACGGAAGGCGCUGAGAACUAUCACCAUUAUUCUGGGGGCCUUCGUGUUGUGCUGGACACCCUACCACAUCAUGAUCUUCGUGAUUGGCAUCUGCAACGACGCUACCUGCGUCAACUUGCCCUUCUACAACUUCACCUACUGGCUGUGCUACCUAAACAGCCCCAUCAACCCUUUCUGUUAUGCCUUCGCCAACACACAGUUCAAACGGACGUUUCUUAGGAUCUUACGGUUCGACUGGCACAGGACAUAACAUCAAGCCAGUAGUUUUAGAUGUUGUUGGACUUGCUGAUUUCAGAAGAAAGACUUGGAGUGUUCUGUGCAAUACGAACGGACAAACUUUCAGAUGAUCAACUCUUCUUCGAUCUUGACCUUUCAAUCCUUACUACAAUAUAACAGUGACAAAUUAAAAGAAAACAUCUUUCAUCAAUCAGCUCAAAGGAUCGUCUCGUACUAGCAAAGGAAAAAUGUGAAUAAAGUUUAAUUUUUCAGUCUGUUGACCUUACACAGGACAGUCUAUUGCUGUUAUUCAGGAUCAUACAGAUGGCAUCUCUCUACACGUGCAAUAUUUAACUGAACAACGUCGUUUUGACACUCAAAAAUAAAUAAAUAAAAAUACAGAAGGAAUAUCCUGCUUGAUGCAGUAUCUUGAAAAACAUCAUAAAAUGUUAUCUUACAACUUUACUCCUCGAGAGUUAUUUCGCCGAGACUACAGAGACUUGUCUGGCGCCAGUAAGUGACGUGGCCUGGGGAGCUAACUAAAUGUGUUCCGUUGGCCAGCGAGGGGAGGCAAUCACAAACGUCCCAGGAGACGGAUAGGUAGUAAAUGGAUGUAGCGAACUAAAAUGAUAGUUGAGUAAACUGCUGGGUCUUUUUUACUUAAACAAGCCACAAGGGGGCGAGUCUGUGUCUUUGUCGUCUCCCCAAGAUCUUGCCGAUCUGUGUGCUCAUCACCCAGAUUAUCUAGGACAACGUCGAGAAGCAUUAACGACACAGCACGCUUAAGUGUUUAGAGCUAAAUGACGAAACUUGUUUGUUGUUUACUACAAAAACACUUGUUGCUUUUUGUACAUGAAUGGUGGUGUGUUUUAUAUUGCUGUGCACUGCGAGGACGUUGGUGUCCCGCCCUGUGCAGUGCUGUGUCUGUGUUAUAUCAACAUUAAUACUAUUUGUAUUGAAAUAAGCUUACAGUGUGAACUAAGCUUCAGUCUUUUUAGUGCAGACGAUAUAGCGAAUCCGUGCGAAUUUCUUACUUCGAUGUUACAAUACAGGUUUUUGGUCCUAUUUGGAAUUAGCUAACCCAUUGAGCUUGCUUUCUGGUCUAGUGUUCUACAGCAUUGCGUCCAUACUGUGUAUUUAGCUAUCUUGGAUGCAAAAUGGAAGUAUUCGUCCGAGAUAUGUUAGACUGCCUUCGUCAGGUCUUGUCCUUGUAAUCUUGUAACGCGUGGACACUCGGUAAUCUUUGUGUCUCUAUAGCCGGCAAUGUCACUUCACAGUUUGGACCCUGACAUUUCAUUCGCACGUGUCCGUGCGAGCUCCACAGUCCAUCAUCGGUUGUCGUUACAUCGUGUGAUUCUAAACGAAUUUAGUCGUAGGCGGUCAGUGGUGAUUGAAAGGUAUACAAAUCUCGAAGAAGUUUCUUCGAAUUUUGAAAGCGUUCGGAAGUUUCGGGUAAAGUCAUCUCCCUUUCCUAGCAAGAUGUCCCUUCUGGUCACCACAUUUAGUCUUUUCGAAAACAGUAUUUUGAUAAUAACUUUAUGUCGUAAAUAUAUAAUUUUAAACGGAUGUCAAAAUCAAAUUUAGCAGAAAUUAGCUGUCGUUACUUUACAAAGUAGCACAUUUUAUUGUUUCCACAAAUAUUAGAGAAGACAAAUGAAAACAAAAGUCCCAGCGAAACAUUUUCGGCUCUAAAGUUAUGAUAAUGUUUAUUAAUAUUAAUAGCAGUAGUAGCAGUAUAUCAAUAGCAUAUAUAAAGUACCUAGUUACUUCUUGAAGAAAAUAGUCACAUAAAAUUGUAGAUUAAUAAAAAGAUACAAAAGGUUUGUAAGCAUAAAAGGUUCCUUUAGCUAAUGAGGACCUAUAUUAGAAAAUAAAGAUUUUCUGAACUUUCUAAUGUUCACGUGACCUGUUGGGGGACAGCUUACCGGACACAUAUGCUACAUCAUUUACAUCCUUCAUCAACUUUGCUCCAUUUCAUUUUGCAUUUGCCUUUUGCUUUAAGAACGAUGUUUAAAAUAAAUAUUAAAAAAAUCCUUGAAACUAGCAGGCAUUACCGUUAUAUACCGCUCAUAAGUUUAGCAACAUCGGAGGCUUUCUUGAUGUGUCAGAAAUUUGUGAGGGUUUUAGGGUAGGAAGGUAGAUAGCUGUAGUCCCGAGAUGAGUCACCUAAUCACCUAGAGAACUAUGUCAAGGUUAUACAGCAAAGAUGCCCACCCUUCUCAGUUCUCCACUUAAGUCUUAAGUUUUUUUAAUAAGAGAGACCUGCCAUCCUAGUUUAUCUGAAAAGAAAGAAACAUUAAUACAAAUAGCGAAGGUAAAUGAAAAAUAUUUAGUAAAAGUGGGGGAGUUCAGGAUGAGAUGUGGUGCGGAGUUUGAAAGAGAUAAUGUGGGUACAGCACGUGCCUAACUGGCCUUCAUAACAGACAGGCUGAAGAUAGUGAGGACAGAAGAUACAUCAAGAAAGCUAUAAUUAGCAGCAAAGUGGACGCCAAGAGGUCCACCUGACGCACCGAGGCCGUCAGAUGAAAAAAGAUCAUCUUCUUCUGAAUCGCCCGUCAUGUUCAGCAGAAACAGAUAUUAACUGGGGCGUAUGGCUACCACAGGGGUACAACACUCGCCAGGGUGUGACUACCUCA